AUGUUCCCGCCGCGCACGGAGGCGCCGAGCGCCGAAAAGCUCGCGCUCUGCUACGCGCCCCACGUCGACAUGACCACUGUCAUCGAAGUCGAGGACCGGCUGACGGGCCACGGCGGCAUCUCGUCCCUAGGCGGUGGCAACAGCUCGCCGUACUCCGGGGCCCACCACCACGGACACCGCGGCAACGGCAACGGCGGCGGCAUGCCCCACCACGGGGGUGCCUCGCUGCCCACUGCCUCGGACUUCCAGCCGCCCUACUUUCCGCCGCCCUUCACCUCCCACCACCAUGCCCCGGCCAGUCCACAACACCCCGGCCUCGGGCAGCCCCAGCACCUCGACUACCUCGUCGGCGACCCCUACACCCAGACCCUCAACACCCUGCACCAGCACCACUACAACCACAUCAGCGCGGCCGUCAGCGCUGGACAGAGGAGCGGGGACCUCCGGAGGGACACCGAGGCCAUACACGUCACAAACAUGCACGCGUCGUUUCCGUACGACGGCGGCCGGAACAGUGGCGGAGGAGGCGGCGGGGGUGGCGGUGGUAACGGCGGACGGAACGUCGAUUACGGCGCGGUGAGGCGCCCGGACGCACUGCUGCCACCUCCGGGGCUCGACCAGACUGACCUGGUGCUGCACACAAGUCUCGUUGACGACCCCCAGAACACAAACGUGGACGACGGGAGUUUCAUGAACGACCUGCCGCUGCUGAAAAACAUGAAGCCAUCGGAUCGAGGGGACAAGGGGAUGCUGGCGGGCAACGCGCAGCCGGCCAACGUGUUCUGCUCGGUCCCGGGCAGACUGUCGCUCCUGAGCAGCACCAGCAAGUACAAAGUCACGGUCGCGGAGGUCCAGAGACGGCUGUCACCCCCGGAAUGUCUGAACGCGAGUCUACUGGGUGGCGUUUUGCGGAGGGCGAAAUCCAAAAACGGGGGACGCCUCCUCAGGGAGAAGCUCGAAAAAAUCGGGCUGAAUCUCCCCGCCGGCAGGAGGAAGGCCGCCAACGUCACGCUACUCACCUCGCUGGUUGAAGGAGAAGCUAUCCACCUCGCUCGAGACUUUGGCUACGUCUGCGAGACCGAGUUCCCGGCCAAACAGAUCGCCGAGUACAUGUGCCGGCAUCCGCAGAGCGAGCCACAGGACUCCUACAGGAGGAAAGAACAGAUACACUCCACCAAGAAGAUCACCAAAGAGCUGAUAGAACUUUUGCGUGCGGACAUGUCGCCCCUUUGCAACACUCGGCCGGACCAGAUCCUCGACCAGAGCAUACAGAGACACCUCACGCACUUUUCUCUCAUAACGCACGGCUUCGGCAGUCCAGCCAUCGUGGCUGCUCUCACGGCUAUGGAUAAACUGCUUGGCGAGUCGCUGAAUCACCUGGAAAAAAUGUACCCGGGCAACGGCAGCGGCGUGACGAGCAGCCAGCAGUCGAACCUCGACGUCAAGAGCAAGGAGCUGAGCAUGAUGGGCGACAUGAAGAAGUGACGCCCGGACGAGCCGUUGGCGCCCGCGACGCACGUCGUCACCUCGAUCAGGCACUCCUGGCCCUACAACUGAGGUGGCUCGUUCGCGCGGGUACCGCUCGAACCUCGCCACCUUCGUCGCCGACGAUGCUCCCCUGGCCAGGAAAAAAAAAAAAAAGCGCGCGCGUGCAGCGCGCCACGGGCUUCGGUUUGGCUCUGAAAAGUUAGGAACUGUGUGUCUGUGUGCGUGAGUGCAUGUGCGUGGGGAGAAAAGUGUACAGGAAGGCCGCCUGCCUUUCCUCCGAGAGACAGGGGUGCUAGAGUCGCUGCCGAGGACGAUCACGUUGGGGGCGCCGCUCUACGGGCGCACCGAAGCCGUCCGAGGCUAAACCGAACGAUUUUUCAUUAUUAGGUAGAUUGAGCGCGUGAGUGAGUGUAGCAGUAUGCAGUGGCGUUGGGGAACGUUGAAUUAAAAAGUUUACUAUUUUACUCUUGUAAUAUAUUACUAAGCUGCGAUAAGUGUAUCGUGGCGGGAUACCUAUGCUGAUGCAUUUUAGUGAGAUAACGGGGGUGUGAGCGCAGCAUACCAACAUAUGCUGGGCGCACAGCGUCGUUUCGUUUCAUCUCGGGAUGGGGGCCGAGGGACAAGAGGAGCGCUUUGGGCUGAAGAAAAAAAAAAAGAAAAAAAAAGGAUCUCGUAAACACCUGUGCAUUAUAUAUUUUGUUUAGAGAGGAAAUUUAAGAGAAAAAAGAAUUUAUGUAUACAUACAGAAAUGAUGUGAUGACGAUAGAAUUCGGUGAAUGUUAUUAUGCGAAAUACUAGUACGGAGAGAGCUCAUCGAUUCCAUUGUAUAGAGAGUCCUCUUGGAUUUUUUUUAACAGAUUUUAUUGUAAUAUCUCAAAAUACUUUUAUUCGAUACUUUUGCGUGAUUGAAAAAU
Copidosoma floridanum is the source of this 2402-nucleotide messenger RNA. It is a transcript of the gene TfAP-2, whose product is annotated as transcription factor AP-2. Lineage: Eukaryota; Metazoa; Arthropoda; Insecta; Hymenoptera; Encyrtidae. Gene Ontology annotation, cellular component: nucleus. The record is from RefSeq and is a predicted model, not a curated record. Gene Ontology annotation, molecular function: DNA-binding transcription factor activity, RNA polymerase II-specific; RNA polymerase II transcription regulatory region sequence-specific DNA binding. Gene Ontology annotation, biological process: regulation of transcription by RNA polymerase II; regulation of cell population proliferation; anatomical structure development.